Molecule: messenger RNA, 2436 nt
Organism: Durusdinium trenchii
Lineage: Eukaryota; Dinophyceae; Suessiales; Symbiodiniaceae
Source: the annotation of a GenBank genome assembly
AUGAUUCAAGAGUGCCAUAUCUAUUGUGAGCACGUUCCUGGACGACUUGAGCGUCAGCGUCGAGCCGAGGAGGCCACAGCUGCAGCUGCAGCUGAGAAGCAGCGACGACGCGAAGAGAAAGAAGAACGUCGCAGACAGAAGGAGGAACGGCGGCGAAGACAUGCAGAAGAAAAGGAAAGGCUGCGGGAAGAGCAGGAACGUCAGAGAAUAGAAGCUGAGGAAGAGGAGCGACGUAGACAAGAGGAGGAGCGCUUACGUGAAGCAGAGGAGGAAGAGCGCUUACGCAAGCAGGUUGAAGAAGAGGAAGAACAGCUAAGAAGAGAGGCGGAGGCGGAAGAAGAGGAGGAGAGGCUGCGCCAAAAUGAAGCAGAAAAGCAAAGAAUGAGGGAGGAGGACGAGGAGCGGUUGCAGCUUCAAAGGCACAAGAAAUGGGAAGCUUUGCAAGCACAGGAGGACCAGCAGGCACACCAGACAGAGUCGCGGUCAAGCAUUCAAAGCGAAAAAGGUCAUGAACAUUCGACGAGUGUUCGUCGAAGGAGGCGGCGCAGCCAUUCCAACCGGACGCAUCGCAAGGACCGGCGGCGGAGACGGACGUCAAGGUCGAGAAGCCAAUCCCAGCAUCGCAAACGGCGCAGAGGUCGAAAGAGAAGCGAAAAGAGCCAUAGUUGGGAACAAGAUGACGCACAUCUCCAAGAGAUUGCUCCGCGAGCUUGUAUUCCCAAUGGGCAAGCCAAAGAUGAGGUGCUCGAACAUGCACGUAAUGAUCAUGCCGAUGCACCUAUGGCCAACACUGCCCAGUCCAGCCAGGGAGCACAAGAUUACCGGCCUCAAGAUGUAGCUCAGCCCAGUUGGCUCCCCGCUGAACUCAUGAUGCCGACAUUUCAAGCUAUCCCGAUGCAGUGGCCGGGGUCACCAGCACUAGCACCAACAGCGCCCAAAGUGCCACCACCGCAAGCACCACAACAAGCAUCACCACCAGCAGAAGGACAAAUGGGACAAGUGGGACAAUCGACAACAGCAGUGCCAGGUCUACCAGUGUCAGGUCUGGCACCACCUGUACCAUCCCGACCGGCCAUGGAGACAGCGCCAGAACAAAAACCAACACCUUCACUACCUUCAGGACCUUCAGCACCUUCGGCACCUGCCAAAGCCAGAGGCAAGUUUUCUAUGGCCUGGGGAACGGUGCCGAGCCAGACAAAUGCUGCGGCUCCUAGUCCCGUGAACUUAUACCAGCAGCAACUCCAGCAGUGGCAGCAGCAGCAGCAACAAGUGCAGGAGCUUCACCGGCUGGAGCAAGAAAGGCAGAAAAGGCUGGAGGAGGAGCUGAGGAUCGAAUUGCAACAGCAGUUGCAGAAGGAAGCAGAGGAGAAAGCCAGGAAAGAGAGGGAAGCAGAAGAGCGGCUCAGAGCUGAAGAGGACUUGCGGAGGCAGCAAGAGAGACAGAGGAGGGAGGAGUUGGAUCGACAAAGAGAAGCAGAGGAGGAGCGUUUGGCCGAUGCAAGGGCUCUUCAAGAAGCCGAGCACGUGCGCUAUAUGAACGUGUGGCAGGAAACUGGGCUCACCUCAGCUGACAAGCAAUCUUGGCACUCGACCAUGGCAUGCGGCACAGGCAGUACGCAUCAGACUCCGGGCCCUCCUAGCCAAGAUGAGCCUGAGCAGGAUGCCACAGAGCCAUCGGCAUCCCCAAGGGUGGAGGAUGAUGAUGCUGACACCGAAGCGCCAACGGAAGAGUCGGACUAUGACCCUUUUGCCGGGGCGCAGGCCAGAAGCAAAGGCCAAGAAGGUCGUCAAGGUAGCUUUGAGGAGGAGUACAACCCCUUCGCAGGUGUCGCAGAGGACGACGCGGAGGAUGAGGGUGCGUUCGACUCCCUCAUUGAGAUGCUGCGUGCGGCCGAACGGGAGGGACACUCGCCAUCCAGGGCAAGUGAAUCUCUACCACAACGGCGUGAAUCGCGGCCACUGGACACUGGUGAGCACUUUGCCAAAGCAAAGCCCAAGCCAAAAACAAAUUACCAUUUCAACCAUGUGACUCAGCGCUGGGAGCCGAAGGCUGCGGCGCCUUCACCACCCAGGGCCGAUCCGAGCCGUGGAGGCUUCAUCAGGGACUCACAAAACCCGCAUUGGAGGCACAGCGCGCCAGCUUCUCCGCCAACGCAAGCUCCAAGAAAGCUUGUCAUCGCAGAAUGUGAAGCUGAAGCUAGAGCAGAUGCAGCCAACGGCUUUUGCACCUUUUCGCAGGCCUUCGCUGUGCGCCUGGCUUUGCGCUUUGAAUCUCGGCCCAAGGACAUUUUGGUCAGUAUGACUGAAGCAGGGCUGCCAGCUGCAAAAGAUCAGCGUUCAACUGUCAAGGCAAUCAUGCGGCUAUGCCAUCCUGACAAGUGCAAGCAUCCUGAUGCUAAGCGAGCUAUGCAAAUCUUGGGCCCCUUGCUAACUUAG